Molecule: messenger RNA, 9777 nt
Organism: Paramuricea clavata
Lineage: Eukaryota; Metazoa; Cnidaria; Anthozoa; Malacalcyonacea; Plexauridae
Source: the annotation of a GenBank genome assembly
UAAAAACGCACGUUGUACGUUUUCAAAUUGUAAACUUUGAAAGAGUGACAGAAAUAUUUUCGCUAUUCGGCUAUUGUAUGGGAAUUUAUCCUUGAUAUUUUACUUGUGUGCAAGUCUUUUUCUAAAGAAUGGCCUUGAGUCGUAAGGAGGUCGAUGAGAUUAAACCCUGGUUAAAAGACACAGUUAAAAAGCGACUUGGCUACUCGGAAAAGUCUGUAGUUAAUGCGGCUCUACAGUGCUUGCAAAAUAACCUCGACAGAGAUUCAGCUUCCAAAGAAUUAACUUCAUUACUAGACGAUCUAGCACCCAGAUUUGUGGAUGAUUUGUUUUCAAAGUUAGAUCGGAUCCGUCGGCCGAAAUCGUUGAAUCGGAGCAGUUCGAAUAAAAAACGGACUCUGGAAGAUGUUUUUGGUGACAGCCGCGACAAUGACGAGGAAACUAGGGACGAGUCAGAGACCCUUAAAAAACGAAAAAAGACUAGGUUGAGUGACUUUACAUUUAGCACCCUGGCCACAUUCUCGUACCCAGAGCCCUUCUUACGCGCGGUGCGACGAGGGGCUCUGGCCAAAUCCAUAAUCCAGAGCCCCUCAUCGCACCGCACGUAAGAAGGGCUCUGGGUACGAGAAUGACCCUGGCCACUGAAUAGACACUUACAGAAGUCCAACUUUAUGUUGGCGUUAGCAUAACAGACCACCAUGCCAGGGUGCAUUCCUAACUAUAGAGAGAUAGUAUUGUAAUGUGCCAAACUCAUGCCGAAGAUCUUCAGUGAAUUGCACUUAGAAUGCACCCUGGCCACCAUGUGCCUAGCCAAUGUGCUAAGCAGAUACCAUCGCCUUCCUGAAAGUAUUCACAAUGGCCAGCUUGGCUUAGAAGUUCAGGAGGGUGAGUGACUCUCAUUAGUGCACUGGCUAGGAACACGGCGACAGCGUUGCUGGUGCUUUGCGAUUGUGAAUACAUGGCGUGGUGGUUACAGGUUUUUGGCUAUAGGAAUUGGACCUCUGUGCCCUGUGUAAACAACAUACUUGCAGGUUUAUGUGCUGUACCCCAACCUGUCAACAGUUUGUUGCAGUCCAUCACACUGCACUCUAACCAGGCUCGAUUCACAGAGACAAUUGUGAAUUCCAUACCAUAUACAAAUUUGCAUGACAGUUAAUGGAUAACCACAAUGGAUAUAUGGAACCGGACAAAAUUCAAGCACAGUUAACCGCAUGAAUUCCUGUAUGAAGAAAUUGAACGAUUCUUGAAUUUGUCUGGUGUGAACGUAGUCUUAAUGUACCAAAAUGACAUGGCAAUAAUAGUGGCUGACUUUCUAUAUAAGUAGACAGCUUAAGCAUUGAGUUGUUGACUUUUUUGUCAACUUUUUUUGUCAACAUGGAUGUCAAGCAUACAUUAUUCAUGAGCCAAUUAUGGCAUGUGUGAUGGCUAGGGAGAGUGCUACCACUCAAUGGGUUAACCAGACAAUCUACCAAAUACCAAUGUGUCUGUUGACCCAUUAAGAGGCAAUGUGCCAAAUGCACCCAUUUAGGUAUUUACUAUGUCUAAUGCCAGUCAAUUUUAGUCAUCGGAUUAGGAUAGUGUGUUAUGUUUAGAAUUACAUUUAGAUCAUGGUUAAGGUUAGGUUGGAAUUGGGGUUAGGGUUUAAAAGACUGGGUGCUCUUCCCUUGGGGUUAGGGUUUAAAAGACACUGCUCUUCCCUUGAUGAGUAAAAUUAUCUGCCGUUAGACAGAGUAAAAUGUUAAACAAAGUAGGGUGCAAUGGUCAUAAAAGGUCAGAAAUCACUGUAUUUAAGUUGUGGUUGUUAACAUGAAAAUUGACUCCUAGGUUUGAAGCAUUACAAGACGAUAACGAGCCAUUACCCCCAGCAGUGCCUGAACCUGUCGAGAUGCCAGCACCACUGAAUGCCAAUCAGAUAUCGGCCAUGUUGGAAAAGAAAAAGAAAGAGCUAGCAGAACGAAAGGAGCGGUUGGAGAAACUUCGUAAACAAACAAUUGUUGUUGCACCAACCCCUGUCACACCAACCCCUGAAUUUGUCCUGCCCUUUCAACAACAGGAGGACACGAUGCCACCCCCAUCACUUGAAGAACAGCAGGCAUUAAUGAAUGAAGCCAUCGAGAAAGCAAGAAAGGCAGCACAUUUACACAACAGAAUACAGUCAAAGGUAGGAAAAUACAGAAAGCACUUAUCAGGUACAGUGUAGUUAAAAUGCUCAACAAAUGUCUUGAAUAUUGGUAGGGGUGCACCGGAUUUCAAAUCCGGCUGGAUUUAACGAAUUAUCCAGCUUCCGGCCGGAUUUGGAGAAAAUCCGGCCGGAUUUAAAUUUCUGUUUUCACCUUAAAAAAUUCACCAAAAAUGGGAUAACCCAUCAAUUGCCAUGGCAGCUUUAAAGUUUAAAAAAACACUUAUAUUAUUAUAAAAUAUUAAGUUAUUAACAAAAAGAUGUUUAAAAAAGGUUUAAACACAAUCAAAAAUCUAAACUGACACUAACUAAAAAUAGUAAAAAACAUAAACCGUCAUUUUGAAUACUGAUUUAUCCCCAUUACCGGUUUAUCUCAAUUCCGGCCGGAAUUUUUGUCCAAAUCCGGUAAAUCCGGUUCCGGCCGGAUUUGAAAAUUCCAAAUCCGGUGCACCCCUAAAUAUUGGUAACAAAACAUACCCUGGAAUACAUAUAUCCUCCUUUAUAAACUUGGAAAAAUGAAGCUUCUAGUUAGAAAUAGAGAGGUUCGAUCAGAUUUGACUUCCACUACUGCUACCAUUAUUCAUUAAUGGACUAUUACAGUCGAUUUCACGAAACUUUGACCACAGAUGUUCCGUCGUUGUGAAGUUGGAAAUUCAUAUCGGAAUUCACAAGCCAAUUUGUAAACAAAGUCCCUGAUUGGUCCCUGAAGUAAAAGAAGACAAUCAAAUGCGUGGUUUACAAACUGGUUUGUGAAUCUCAUUAUGAACUUUUGAACUUGCGAACUUCGCAACGAAGUUCGAAACAUUUGUGGUCAAAGUUAUCUGAAAUCGACUGUAACGAAUCAGAUGUGUUUGAUAUAUCCGAUCAACCAAUCAGAUGCAUGCUAAGCAAGUGAGAGGUAGUGGUAGGUGCUAGCUAGUAAAAUUCCAUAAUAUUUUUUUCUUAAGUUUACUUCCAUGGGUACCACAAGUACAAGCCUUAAAUCGGGAGCGAUCAAUCUGCCAGACAUCAGCGACAAACCAUCGGCGUUAAUUCUCGACGACAAGGGCAGAGCCAUCGACUCAAGCGGAAAAGCUGUUAGCAUGAUGAGCCGCAUGCCGACGCUGAAAGCAAACAUCCGAGCAAAGAAACGUGAAGCGUUUCUCAGAGUCGAAAAACCAACUGACGAUUUUGCUGACAAGACAUUCUUUGAUACUAGAGUUAGGUAGGUUAAUAUAACCUACUUAUUUAACUAUGGGUUGUAAAUUUAAUGCACUCUAUUAAUCUAUACCAAUAGUCUGUAUUUUAUUAAAAUGCUUCAUUGUAUAUUUAGCGCAAAACCAAACACACGAACAAAACGGGCAUUCAAGUUCCACGAGAAAGGAAAAUUUCAGCAAAUUGCGCAAAAAAUCCGCGCAAAGGUAGGUCUCGCACAUGAACUAAUUUCAUAAAAAAAAAAUCAGUUUCCAAUACAGCAAUUUUUUACCUUUACAUUUACCUUUCAAUUCUGACACUCAAUCCUUAUUCUAAUCCAAAAGGCUCAGUUAGAAAAACUUCAGGCCCAGAUCGCAGCGGCAGCAAAGAAAACUGGGAUCUCAUCAGCAACCAAGUUAGCCUUGAUUACCCCCAGCAAGGAACUACAGCAAGACACAAUCCCGGCGGUCGAGUGGUGGGACGCUGCAGUCAUGCCCAACAUGAAGUAUGAAACAUAUCUGGCGCUCACCGAACAGGACAAACCAAAGCAUCUGCAAGGAUUGACGUCCUAUAUUGAACACCCUGUACAAAGUCAUCCGCCAGGUUGGUACACCAUAAAGGGGUCGGAUUACAAGUUGCAGUAGUGGCAAAACUCCACUCUGUGAAGCUUUGCUUUAACUACGACGCAAGCAUAGGUACAAGUAUAAAGCCUCGGUCAACGAGGAUGAGAGUUUGACUGCCAACUCUCGCUCGCGUUUGACUGCCAACUUUCAUCGACUCUUAUGCACUCUGAUCAACUCUCGUUGACUUUGAACUGGUUCAAAUUUUGAUGAGAGUUUUCGCUACGCGCGCGGUAAUAUCCAGUCAACUCUCGUGCAACUCUUGUUCUCGUUUGACCAUAGUUACACGGCUAAAAACGCACAGGUUGUACGGUCAACUACGAACAAGUUGUCAACCAUGUUGUUCCAAGUUGUUACAGUUGAACAAUGCUGUAACAACAUGUUGACAAUACUGUUCAUUAUGGUGGGUCGCACGACCUUGUUCGCGCCUGUUGGUAUCAACCUUUGAACAAGUUGUUGAUUUUCUCAAUUUUUACGCGUGUAAUAGAAAGACUGAUGAUGGUUUGACCGGGGCACGAGAGUUGAGAAAACUCUGAUGCAAACUCUCGUUUCUCAACUCUCGUUCUCGUUUGACCAGGGCCUAAGACGGAUCAAACGUAUUGAUUUCUUAUGUACUGUCCUCACUACGACGUAACACAAGCAUGAAAAAAGAGUAUCAAAACGUUGCGCUCUUUUCCUUGUGUCCUUUUCCUCACACAGUGAGAACAACACGAGCAUAAAAACAUCAAAGCGUCUUCUGCUUAUGUCGUAGUGAGGACCAGGUCCCUGCAUUUCCCAUGCUCAUGUUCGUUGAAGCGAUCAUGAACACAUAUACGUUAGCUGAUUGUCUUUAAAAUCUUCACUCUACCUUGUAGCGGAACCAAAAGAAGCUCCUGUGGUGCCCAUGAUGUUGACGAAGAAGGAACGUAAGAAGAUGCGCACGCAAAGACGGAGAGAAGCUGAGACGGAAAAACAGGAGAAGAUCCGACUGGGACUCGAACCCCCACCUCCCCCGAAAGGUGUGUUAUUUCCCCUAGCUUCCUGUUUCACAGGCAUUACAAUCUCCGCGGAUAGAUAAGUCGGUAGAGGAUUCACCUGGAGAUCGAAAGGCAUGAGUAGCACGGUUUCAGGUAAAACUAGACUGUGCUGUAUGUUACUGGGAACUGACGGCAAGUGUGACGCUCCGCCUCAGCAAAACAUCUCCCUGGUCUAGCGUUAAGCGAAAAGAAAUGAUAGAGUCCCUCGCUGAAUGGCUGAUAAAGACAAUACGCAACUUCGACUUAUUUACAAUUUCAGGAAGCUUCGGAUUGAUAAGGAUACAACUACCUGAAAAAUACAAGGAGAACUUCGACGUUGCGAGCGGGCCCUUCGUUGGGAAGUUAGCACGACCAGACAAAGGGCCUUCGCUCGAAACGUCGUUUGAGGUUUUCAGGUAGUUGCAUCCCUAUCAAUCCGAAGCUUUCUUAUUAUUGGACCUACCUACACCGGCACAUGCAACCUCGUUCCCAGAGUAUUCCCUCUUGGGGAACGAGGUUGACACCAGCACAGACUAUUGAAGAUUGCAAUCUCAGCUAGGGUCUGUUUGUGUAAGAGACGGGAGGGAACCAAGGUGAUCUUUGCAACCAAAUUAAUGUUUUAAUUGAACACUCGUGUUUCAUCUAGCGUUAUGCAGUUAUCUCAAGUUGUUUUUUUGAAGCCAACGUACUAUCUUUCAUUUAGUGAAAAUUUCGAACCUCAUGAGAGUUCUUGGUAGCGAGGCUGUACAAGAUCCGACCAAAGUGGAAGCACAUGUACGCGCUCAAAUGGCGCAGCGUCAGAGGUACUGUGAUUCCCAAUAAUCACAAAUGGGAAAGAAAAAUUUUCCAGGAUGUGUUGUGAAACUGAGGCAGUUGCUGAGUAUCAGGCGAUUACCGCAGUGACUAAGUAGUUCACAAUACGUGUUUGGUGGAAAAUACUUAUAAUUAAAGAAUUAUGCCUCAUUUAUUCACUUCCAUAACUGUCGAUCACACCUUGCCACAUGCCUCUGUUGAGCUCAACAACCUUGUAACAAGUUGUCAACAUGCCGUUCACAACUUGUCAACAAGCUGGAAACAAGCAGUGCGACGAACACAUCCUGUUGACAAGUUGUUGGAACAGCGUUGUUACAAGUCUGCUGCAGAUUUGUUACAACUUGUGCGUUUGAAGUUGAAGUCAAAAUCGAAACCUCUCUAAUGAACGGCUAAGUGUAUUCGGAAUGAAAAAAUGAUCACACGUUUAACAAGAAAAAGGUGUGAUUCAUUGCACCCAUACCCUAGGCCCUAGCACCGUAUCAAAUAUCUUACUAAAAUUCUCGCAUAUAUUCAUCACUUUCUAUUACAAAUACAUUGCAGAGCUCACGAAGCGGCAAACGAAGCGAGAAAGCUGACACCAAAAGCAAGACGAGAGAAAACGAUGCGUAAACUGAACGAAGAUACAAGCCUGGGUGUUCAUGUUAGUUUAUACCAAGUCAAAGAUUUACAUCACCCUCAAAAACAAUAUAAAGUGGACGUUAAUGCCAGGCAGUUGUAUAUGACAGGUAAUGCUGGUGGCGUUAAAAAUAAAGUCUAUAAGUUUCUACCUAUAAUGUUACUAUAAGUUUUAAGUUUUAUAAGUUAGACAAAACUUAUUACUUAUAACUUAUUGUGAGUUAUAUAAUUAACUAUACCUAUUAGUACAAAGUUGUGAAACUCAAUAAUUUUUGAAGAAAACACAAAAGAAAUAUGAGCGCGAAGAAGUUUGUAUAUCUGAUAACAGAAUCAUGCUGAUUUACAUAAACUUUAAGUUAAAUUUUCUCACCAAAUAAACGUUCAAUGACGCCAUGUUGUUGAUUCCAAAAUUUACUUUAGCCGUUACAGUUAAGUAGUUGAGUUAAUCUAAUGUACAACAUGAGGCGUGCAACCAAUAUUCAGAGAUGCAAAGAUAUUUUCGCCAUGUUUGCUGCAAGGUAAGGUGAAAACCACGCAUAUAUAAGAAACCACGCAUAUAUAAGAUUUCUUGAAGAACUUCCUUCACUGUAUAGGUUGUGUGGUGUUACUACGAGACAUGAAUCUAGUUAUUGUCGAAGGUGGAGCAAAAGCCCAGAAGAAAUUCCGUCGACUCAUGUUGAACAGAAUAAAGUGGUCUGAGGGCUCCAAAAAACAUGCGAACUCGGACGAUGAAGGCGACAAAACAGCGCAAAACUUUUGUCGUCUUGUUUGGGAGGUAAGCAUAGUUUCUUUAAAUUAACAAUGUGCACAGUCAUAACAUGCUACACUGCGUGGGUAUAACAUAUAGUCCAAGAAUUUGGAUCAGGCAGCAGGCUACAGUUUUGUCGGUCGGUCAGCCGGUUAGUCAGUUCGUUAGUCGAUCGGAUUGUUCGUCGGGCGUUGGUCGGCCGAUCUGGCAGUCGGUUGGUUGGGCCGUCGGUUUAUUGGUCGGCCAGUCACUUGGUUGGGCAGUCGGUUGGUUGGAGUUAGUUUGUUAUAGCUGGUCAGUCAUUCAGUUGGCCAGUCGGUUAUCCAGUCAAUGAGACAGUCGGCUGGUCAGCCAGGCAGCAGUGAUAAAUCCAUUCUGCUUUUAUUUUAGGGCACGGAAAAACAGCGAAGAUUUACAGACUUUAAAUUAAAAACAUGUACAAACGAGGCUGCCGCAAGAGAGUAUCUUAAAACAUACGGCGUUGAACAUUACUGGGACUUGUCAAUUAGUGAAUCAUUGCUGGACGGUGCCGAGGACUAAAAUUAACUAAUUUAGUGGUGCUAAUGUGUAAUGAACGGCUGAAUGCGUACUUGAAAAUACAGUGUUGAACAUUGUGGCAAUGCUAACGGCUUCGCGAUCACAAUCGAAAUUUACCUGUACGGCCUGAUUAAAACUGGAAUAAAAGUUAAUGGGUGACAUAACAGGGUACUAUUCACAGAAACUGUCUGUACCAGUGUGGGUAGUACCAAAGUGGUCAUAUUACUACCUGUAAAAAAAAAACAAGCAGAAACUCGACGUUUCGAGCGAAGGCCCUUUGUCAAGCUGACUAACUCUUGACGAAGGGCCUUCGCUCGAAACGUAGAGUUUCUGCUUGUUUUUUUCAGGUAGUGAUAUAACCACUCAGCACAGCAACUUUACUAUUCACAGAGGCGAAGCUACCCAUAGAGACAGGUCAUGUUAUGCAAAUGUUUAAUCAGUAUUUGCAUUAUUCAAUCAGUAAAUGCAUUAUUGAAACCUUUAGAAAUGUAUUGUCUUUAACCUAUAUGUAGAUGUAGGUUUAUUAGCUAGCAUGACCAGUUGCCAUGGCCAGCUUCGCCACUGUAUAUUCACUCAAGUUUCGCAUUGGAAUGUAUUUCUGUUUGAUAAUAACCCAUGUAAUAAUAAUCACAAGCCUAGUCCUAUUUACCCUGGUUGCCAGAGGUUCUGUAUAAGAUACAGAACCUCUGGCAACCAGGGUAAGUCCUAUUGUGCGCGAGACAUGAGGAUAUAACCGAUGAUACGGUUAUAUCCAUUUUGUUUGCAGUAAGCAAUCUAUCUUUCGAUAACUACAGCGGUGAUUUUCUAUUUCGGUCCAUAAACACUUCCACACGCGCAAGCCAGAAAGAGCUGGAGCCGAGGUCAAAAUAUGACCCACACUCCAGGUGAUCUUGAUACGCGGAAAAGUACUGGCACUAGUUGUCAAAUAGAAAUCCAUUUUAUGAUUAAAACAACUGAAUAUCUCCUGUAAUAUACUUUACUUCGAUUCCAAAUUUUUGUCAGAGCUGUAGUUCUCAUAACCAAACAUAAUUACAAAAUUUCAACUAGUUUCAUAAAGAAUAACGAAAGAUAUAAUUGACUGAAUACAUCAAAAGGGAUUUCUAUUCGGACAACCCUUUCUGAGCGCUGAUUGGCUAAAAUACAAACACGAGAUCACCUGGCUAUCAAGCAAAUUCUGGAAGAGUCUAUUGAUUUUGAUGAAAGCUUACUUUAAUCAACCACUCGUAAGACAAAAGGUUUAAAAAGUGACAUUAACGGCCGCCAUAAACUAUAGUAUUCACUUGAGUAGAACGCCAAGAUAACAACAUUGCCAUUUUUCUGUUCAAUUGAACUUUUUCCCGUAAGUAGAUAACCGCGCCUUGAAAUAUCUUCCUUGUUCCUCGUGUUCAACAGAUAUUAAUGUAGUAUACUAUAUUGAUUCCAAAACAAACUUUUUAAUUAAACUAUUCUGUCAAUCACUCAAUCUUAUAAAUAUUUUUGAAAAUUCACUUAUUUUAUUAAAAACACAUUAUAUUACAUUUUAUGUCCACAAUUCUCUGCUAAUGUACCAAAAUUCACGUCCGUCUUUGACGAUUUAAACCACCUUAAUUUAACUCUUGUCAUUAACUUAUUUCCUAUAAAAUUCCUAAUUGAAUUAAUAAUUUUGCGAAUAAAAAAUUGAAUCAGAUAUAAAGUCUGUAGAAAUGAAAUUGAUGAGAAGUUCUUUGUAGGUUUGCAUGGCGAUAAAAUCAUGGUGUUUCCACAAACAAAACUCAAAAGUAUUAUAAAUUUAUGCAGUUAUGAAAAUGUUUGAUAUCUGGAGAUUAUAUAGAAAGUUGAAAUUUUGAAUCAGUCCGAAUUCUCAAACGUACAGUUCAAGUAAUUUUUCAAGCCGUGAGCUCUGUGCCGCCUCAAAAGGACCAUCCAUUAUGAACGGUGGGGAUGGUAAACCCCCACUAUAGAUAGCACACUUCAGCUUGGGGCAGGGGUAGUCACUCCACGCGUACCUGACUUUAUCAGCAACACAAUCUGUUGAUCUCGGCAUAAUAAUCACAGACACUGGACCAUGGUCGACAAUUGGUGCAUCCACCCAACUAGUACUAUUUUCACAAUGAACCUGGA